Spodoptera exigua (beet armyworm) is the source of this 1095-nucleotide messenger RNA. The record is from the annotation of a GenBank genome assembly. NCBI's taxonomy places the organism in Eukaryota, Metazoa, Arthropoda, Insecta, Lepidoptera, Noctuidae.
GCCAUAAUCAUGAAGUUUCUGAUAGUACUGGCUAGUGUCACUGCAUUAUGUGCUGGUGGCGCCAUUCCUAUCGUACCCGGAGAUAACAGUAACUAUAUGGAGGGUGAAAGCCGCUACAUCUGGAUGCCAGAUGGUGAUGGCAAACCUCAUUUAGUGGACUUACAUGAACCCGCUGAUGAGGAAGCCGUCGCAAGAAACGGCGCUAACAAUCAAUAUUGGCUGUUUACUAGACAGAAUCCAAAUAAUGCCCAGAUUAUUGUAAACGGUAACGCAAACUCCAUUCGAAACUCCAACUACCGCGCAAAUCGUGGCUUGAAGGUGAUCGUUCACGGAUGGAACAGCAACGGAAACUCCGCCAUGAAUCCCCUCAUCACAUCUGCAUUCCUCGCAGUUCAAGAUGUUAAUGUCAUCGUGGUUGACUGGCGCUCCCUAGCCAAUUCCAACUACAUAACUGCUAGUAACGGAGUACCUGGCAUUGGUCAACAUCUUGGAAACUUCUUGGUUUGGCUCAUCAAUACUGGCGGUGGAAACUGGAACAACGUACAUUUGGUCGGCUUCAGUUUGGGCGCUCAUGUCGUAGGAAACGCUGGUCGUCAGGCUGGAGGCCGUCCAGCUCGUGUCACAGGCUUGGACCCAGCUGGACCCAGAUGGGGAGGAAACUCCAAUGCUCUAAACAGAAACGCUGGUCAGUAUGUCGAAGCUAUCCACACUGAUGGUGGUCGCCUUGGCAUCUUCGAUCGGAUUGCUGAUGGUGAUUUUUACCCCAAUGGCGGUAGGAGUCCUCAACCAGGCUGCUCGAACAGCGAUUGCUCCCACGGCAGAGCUCCUGACCUCUUCGCAUCUAGUGUUCGAACCAAUCACUUUGUCGGCAGGCAAUGUUCCAAUAUCCAACAAGCUCAAAACAAUCAGUGCUCUGGUAGUGCUCUAAAUAUGGGCAACGCAGUUAUUUCCAAACGAGGAAGUGGAAUCUUUGGCCUACGCACUGGAUCCAGAUGGCCUUUCUAAAGAAUUCAACGGAUGAAGAAUUGGAUGCUGGCAUUCAAGAUCCAAUUGACAAUUUUGAUAUCUAAUAAAAUAUAGCCAUCCAAGUACUCC